Molecule: messenger RNA, 1952 nt
Organism: Stegodyphus dumicola
Lineage: Eukaryota; Metazoa; Arthropoda; Arachnida; Araneae; Eresidae
Product: protein lifeguard 1-like
Cellular component (GO): membrane
Source: RefSeq, a predicted model, not a curated record
UGUAAUAUGUUUGAUUUGUUGAAGACGAGAAACCGCGCGUUUAACUUCGGUGUGAGUGUAUUGUCUGUUAUACAGGUAUCAUUAGUGCUACCUAAAGAAAGUAAUACAGUGAGAAUACACCGACGACAAAGUUACCAGUAAAAAGUUAUAUUUGUUUUGAGUAGCUAAAGAAGUAUGUCAUAUUACGGGUCUGAUGCAAACCUGGGUGCAUUCCAGGAUUCAUUCUCAGAGAAAAGCAUACGCCAUGCUUUCCUGAGAAAAGUAUACUCCAUUUUAAUGCUGCAGCUUGCUAUAACAACAGGAUUUAUUUGUUUGUUCCUAUAUGAGCCAAAAGUCAAGAUGUAUUCCAUGCAGCAUCCAGAAAUGUUUUGGAUAGCUUUCAUUAUGACAAUAAUACUGAUUUUAGUAUUGUCGUGUUGUGAAGGUGUUAGAAGAAGUUUUCCUGCAAAUUUUAUUUGCCUCUUUCUUUUUACUUUCUUUGAGUCAUUUUUAUUGGGAUCAGCAGCUAGCCGGUAUGAUACUGAAGCAGUUAUGUUGGCUGUUGCUAUUUGUGCUGUAAUUUGCUUAGGACUUACUUUCUUUGCUUUCCAGACAAAGAUUGAUUUUACUGCCUGUUCUGGUUUCUUGAUGGUUUCCAUACUGAUCUUAAUAUGCUUUGGAUUUGUUGCAAUGCUCUUUCCUUCAAAGCUUAUGCAGUUAAUAUAUGCUUCUGUAGGAGCCCUGAUCUUCUCAAUGUAUUUGAUUUUUGAUACGCAGAUGAUGAUUGGUGGGAAACAUCGUUAUAGUUUGUCACCAGAAGAAUACAUUUUUGCUGCAUUGAAUAUUUAUUUGGAUGUCAUUAAUAUAUUUAUGUCAAUCCUACAAAUUGUUGGUUAUGCAAGAGAAGGAUAAGUUGAUGCUGUCAUGAAGUAUUCGAUAUACUUCUUGCUAUACAUUCCUGAUUCUGCAUCUUCAGUGUUUUCUUCAGACUGAAAUAUUGAAUAAGAUCUUAUGUUUUUUACAUCUAGUCAUUUUCUUAUUAAUUUAUCAUAGAAUUUGGAUAAUAUCAAGGCAUUGGCAAGAGCAAAAUAUGCUGUCCUGUUUAUGUAAUGUGAUGUAGUUGGUAAUUUUUUGUCUUUGCUUUAGAUAAUUUAAAAAUUAUAUAAAUCAAAACUAAAAAUAUGAGAGAGUAGAUCAAAGCAUUCUCUAGUUGAAUAUACAGUAAUUAUAUAGACUUUGUCUGUUUUUAUGUUAUUUAUUUUAAUGGCUUGUUAGCACAUUUUUAUACUUUUUGUUUUCUUAUCUUUUUAAUGUCUUAUUUUAUGUGUUUUAAAUUAUUCAUUUUUCUGGUGUCACAUCAGUGAAAAAUCUCAUCAGUAAUUUUUCGCUGAUUCUUAAAAAAAUAAAUAAUAGGUAUAUACUCUUAGUAAUAUAUUGAACAAAUGCAUUUGGAAAAUGAAACAAUACAUAAAAUAAGAGUUUUGAUGUGAAAGUAUGUGUGAAAGCAGCAUGUUUUGUAUUAUAUAAUUCGAAUCAUUCUGUGUCAAACAACAAAUUGUAACUUUUUUUUGUAAUUUGGAAAAGAAAUAUAGAAAGUAUCAAAAGCAAUUUUCAGGUGCAAACUGUCAUCAUUGUAAAGUUAUUUAAUCAUUUGAAUUCAUAAUAUAAGUUUUAUUUUUGUGUUUUAAAUAAUUAUAUUUUAAUGUUAUUUAUUUUAAACAAUUUGUAGUUAAAUAAUUUUUAAAAAUGAAAUAUUAUACUACUUGAACAUCAUUUUUAAAAAUAAGUAAUUUUGCCUUUUAAUGCUCUGGGAAAUUUUUAUGGUAAAUGACUGCAGUUUUAAUGAAACUCAACUUUUUUUUCAUUGUACAGUCAAAAGUCGUUAAUUCGGACACCCAUAAUUCGGAAUGAUCUAUAAUACGGACCUCAAAACUAAAAACUUUCUGCGCAUGCGCCGCAUUGACACAUGCGCA